UUUUGACAAUUGACAUUUCAAAUAAAAUUUGUCUAUUCCUUUUCCUGACAAAAAGUGUCUUGAGAGUAACAAACAAUGGGUCGUUAUUCUCGUGAGCCCGACAAUCCAGCCAAGUCAUGCAAGGCUCGCGGCUCAAAUCUCCGUGUUCACUUCAAGAACACAUACGAGACAGCUAUGGCUAUUAGGAAACUGCCUCUGCGCCGUGCUGUACGUUACCUUAAGAAUGUGACUGAGAAGAAGGAGUGCAUUCCUUUCCGCCGCUUCAACGGUGGUGUAGGCCGGUGCGCCCAGGCCAAACAGUUCGGCACCACACAGGGACGUUGGCCCAAGAAGUCCGCAGAGUUCCUCCUGCAUCUGUUGAGGAACGCCGAAUCAAACGCUGACCUUAAAGGUUUAGAUGUUGACCGACUUGUCAUCGACCACAUUCAGGUAAACAGAGCACCAUGCCUGCGCAGACGCACAUACCGUGCCCACGGUCGUAUUAAUCCCUACAUGUCAUCACCCUGCCACAUCGAGGUCUGCCUCAGCGAACGCGAGGAUGCCGUAGCUCGGGCAGCACCCACCGAUGAUGCACCAGCCAAGAAGAAGUUGUCGAAAAAGAAGCUGGCCCGUCAAAAGGAGAAGAUGAUGAGGGAAUAGACUAAGGGUUAAUAAAUGACUUAUCAACA
This is a messenger RNA of Aricia agestis (brown argus), 668 nucleotides long. RefSeq names its product 60S ribosomal protein L17 (gene RpL17). The record is from RefSeq and is a predicted model, not a curated record. NCBI's taxonomy places the organism in Eukaryota, Metazoa, Arthropoda, Insecta, Lepidoptera, Lycaenidae. The coding region runs from base 76 to 639 and encodes 187 amino acids. Gene Ontology annotation, molecular function: structural constituent of ribosome. Gene Ontology annotation, biological process: cytoplasmic translation. Gene Ontology annotation, cellular component: ribosome; cytosolic large ribosomal subunit. The transcript is spliced from 4 exons.